AUGGGAAAUAGACUCUCGGACCAGACGCCGAUCCUCUCCAGCCUGCCUUCCUUCCAGAGCUUUCACAUCGUCAUCCUGAGGCUAGACUGCGCUGGGAAGAUGAUAGUACUCUACAGACUGCAGUUCAAUAAGUUCGUCAACACUGUCCCCACUAAAGGAUUUAACACGGAGAAAAUCAAAGUGAUGCUGGGCAACUCAAAGACGGUCACUUUCCACUUCUGGGAUGUAGGCAGCCAGGAAAAGCUGAAGCCGCUGUGGAAGUCGUACACAAGGUGCACUGAUGGCAUUGUGUUUGUGGUAGACUCUGUUGACGUUGAGAAGAUGGAGGAGGCCGAAACAGAACUACAUAAAAUUACUAGGCUAUCUAAGAAUCAAGGCGUGCCUGUCCUUAUCAUUGCUAACAAGCAGGACCUAAGGAACUCCCUCUCCCUUUCUGAAAUAGAGAAAAUGUUAGCAAUGAGUGAGCUGAGUUCUUCAACACCCUGGCAUUUGCAGCCUACCUGUGCAAUCAUUAGAGACGGACUUAAAGAGGGACUAGAGAAGCUACAUGAUAUGAUAAUUAAGCGAAGGAAAAUGUUGAGGCAGCAGAAAAAGAAGAGAUGAGGUUUUUUUUUUUUUGACCUUUCUAUUUAGAGUAGUUACAUGGUCAAAAUUUGACGUAAGACAGCUUCCAAACCCAGGCC
Molecule: messenger RNA, 683 nt
Organism: Vidua chalybeata
Lineage: Eukaryota; Metazoa; Chordata; Aves; Passeriformes; Viduidae
Product: ADP-ribosylation factor-like protein 4A
Exons: 1
Coding region: 1-603 (200 amino acids)
Biological process (GO): intracellular protein transport; vesicle-mediated transport
Cellular component (GO): cytoplasm
Molecular function (GO): GTP binding; GTPase activity
Source: RefSeq, a predicted model, not a curated record